ACCUACUGCAGGCGCGCUGUGUUAUUUAUGGAAAAAUCAGCGGAUGUUCAGCUGUAAUUUGUAGAUAUUUAGGUCGUUUUGGCUGAAUUAGGUCAAAUGGAUGAAGCUUCUCUAACCUCUAUGGCUGCAGUCAAUAAAGCUGUAGCCGAGAUCUCCUCGUCAACUUUUCAGCCAACAAAAACUGCAGUCUCCUCGUCGACAUUUCAGCCCAAAACUCAGAUUGAAGUAAUUCCGUGCAAAAUAUGUGGCGACAAGUCUUCGGGCGUACAUUAUGGUGUUAUCACAUGUGAAGGUUGUAAAGGCUUUUUUCGUCGGAGUCAGUCGGGUCCUGUUAACUAUCAGUGUCCCAGAAACAAACAGUGUGUCAUCGACCGUGUGAACAGAAACCGAUGUCAGUUUUGUAGGCUUCAAAAAUGCAUCACUCUCGGCAUGUCCAGAGAUGCAGUAAAAUUUGGAAGAAUGUCAAAGAAACAACGUGAAAGGGUGGAGGGAGAGGCACAACUAAUCAAGGCAGGGGUUUCGCCGGGAGUUAACGGGUAUGGAGAUGCGGAUAUUGGUGUGCAUUCACCUAAUAACAACUCUUAUUUCACAUAUACUGGAAAUGAUAACUACAUGUACCAGUCACCUAAUGGUUACCAUGGUUAUGGUGAUUCCUCUCUCAGUCCUACAGGAAGUAGUGGAGUUUACAGUCCUACUGCAUCACCAACAACACCUCAGCCUGUCACUGUUGUACGAACAGUCGAUCUGCUAGACACAGUGGCGUUUGGAAAGGCAAUCCACGAGGCUCAUCAACGUACCUGUUUAUACACAUCUGAUACGAUUGCUCAGCUGAAGUCCAAUCCAAUUACUACAGAAACUAUUACAAAUUAUCAGAAUAUGACACAUCGAGUUUUAUGGACAGAAGUGGCUGAAAAACUCACAUUAGCUGUACAACAGAUAAUAGAGUUUGCUAAAAUGGUUCCCGGUUUUAUGGAUUUAUCUCAGGAUGACCAAAUCAUGCUGCUUAAAGCAGGUAGUUUUGAGCUAGCAUUGUUACGGUGUACGCAGGUCUACGAUGCAGCCUCAGACAGUGUCGUAUUUGGUGACCAGUUUGUUCCACUUCAAGCUUUUUCUGCAUUUAAUGAAGAGGAGAGACUGCUGCAAAAUCAAAUAUUUGAUUUAGUGAAAACAAUUCAGGCGAUAAACCUCACAGAGGCUGAACUAGCUUUGUUUAGUGCUACAUUGCUAGUAAGACCAGAUCGACCGGGUUUAAAAGACAUAACGGACAUUCAAAAGCUUUAUGAGAAAAUUUCUUCUGCGUUAAAAAUGGAGCUCGGGAAAAACAAUCGCGAGGACGAUAACAUGAUCACGAAGCUGAAUCAGAUCACAUGGAUUGUACGGAAUUUGAACACGCAGCAUAUUACCGUGCUAAAUAAAUUUAAACAGAGUCAACCAGAUGUUGAGUUUCCGGCGCUGCAUAAAGAACUCUUCAGUGUGGAAGGGUUGGAAAAUUCAUGAGGAAACGGGAAAAUUUAAUUUUUUUUGGAGGGGUAAAAGUUUGGUUGAUGCCAUUAUAAGUUGAAAGCAUGUUUCAACAAAAGCUCAUUUUUAUGGAAGGUUGUUUUUUUUUCUUGUCAAGGGAGACAACUUGCAUCAAUGAAUGUGUUGUAAAAUCAAGGAAGAGCACCUAAUCAGGAAAUUUUAUAAAUCAAGGGAAGUAAUUGAUGUGGUUCCUGCAUGAAAGAUGGCUUCAGUUUCUUGCACGUCAGAAAAAUAUAGAACUUGAAAAAAGAUUUGAAUAGAUGUACAUGUAACAUUUUUUAGAAGCCCCAUUUAUUUUUAAUACAGUAUUCAUAUAAUGGGGGGUAUAAGCUUUUUCCCCCCCAUAUUUACUUUUCUUUAAGGUGAUCUUUUGAUAAGAUGGGUUCUUUUAAUUACUUUAUUAUUGGCAGUAUUUUUGAGACUCUUGUAUAAAUUCUUCAGUAUAUUAACUCACUUAGACAAGGCAACAUAUUAGGUCUGUUUUUUAAAGGAGAGAAACCUUGUGUUAUAGGCGAGUAAAUAUGGUAAUCAUACCCACUGAAUAGGUUUGAUUUUUAUGGAGAAAAAAACUUGUCUAUAGGCCAGUGAAUAUGCUAGAAAUGGGUUUAAAUGAUAAGAUAUAUACAAGUAUUUGUUCUUUUUUUGAUUAAAGGGAAGGGCAACAUGGAUUAAACUUGCAUUUUUUUUAUUGAUCAUUUUAAAGUCUUUGCCAUACAAGAGUUUUACAAAUUGGAUACAGAGCAUGAACACACACAUGGUGGCAGUUUUGUUUCUGUGACGAUGUACAAUGACUGACCC
This is a messenger RNA of Mercenaria mercenaria, 2319 nucleotides long. Its product is annotated as probable nuclear hormone receptor HR3. Gene Ontology annotation, cellular component: nucleus. NCBI's taxonomy places the organism in Eukaryota, Metazoa, Mollusca, Bivalvia, Venerida, Veneridae. The record is from RefSeq and is a predicted model, not a curated record. Gene Ontology annotation, molecular function: RNA polymerase II cis-regulatory region sequence-specific DNA binding; zinc ion binding; nuclear receptor activity. The transcript has 11 exons. Gene Ontology annotation, biological process: regulation of transcription by RNA polymerase II. Bases 97 to 1497 code for a protein of 466 amino acids.